UUCUCCAGCGGAGCUCGCGCGGCAGUGUAGUCUGAGCUCGUGGAGGGAUUAAAAAGACACCACCACCAGCAGCAGCAGCAGUAGCAGCAGUAGCAGCAGCAAUGUUUACAGGGAGCCCGAGCGGAUGUGUGACCCUGUGUUUGUGGAUUACGGCCCUGACGAGCGUCUCUGCAAGGAAGCAGGACGACUCCUUCUUCACCGCCAGCGUUUACCGAGCGAGAUGCGCCUCGAGGUGCCUCAGCCUGCACAUCACUCGCAUCUCCGCGUUCUUCAAGCACUCACAGAAUAAUGGCUCUUUGGUGUGGUGCCAGAAUCACAAGCAGUGCUCCAAGUGUCUGGAGCCCUGCAAGGAAUCUUGGGACCUGAAGGAAAACCAGUGCCAAGAUUUAUGUGAGCCCCUUUUUCCCAAGAAGCACUACGAGUGUCUUACAAGCUGCGAGUUCUUGAAGUCCGUUGAGGGGGUGAAGCAAGGCGACUGCCCCGCGCCAGAGAAGGCCAGCGGCUUUGCUGCAGCCUGCGUAGAGAGCUGUGAGGAGGAUGGAGAGUGCUCCACCGUCAAAAAGUGCUGCAGCAACGGCUGUGGUCACACCUGCCAGGUGCCCAAGAAUCUCUACAAAGGAGUCCCUCUGAAACCGAGGAAGGAUCUGGUGUUCUUGGAGCAGCCUUCGGGUCAGCUGGAGAUCCGCUGGUCGUCCAAGUUUAAUAUCUCAGUCGAGCCGGUCCUCUAUGUGGUGCAGCGCCGCUGGAACUACGGCAUCCAUCCCAGCGAGGACGAUGCCACGGAAUGGCAAACKGUGGCCCAGACCGCAGAGGAGCGCAUCCAACUGGCUGACAUCAGAGCCAGCAGAUGGUACCAGUUCAGAGUUGCAGCAGUCAAUGUCCAUGGGACUCGUGGCUUCACUGCACCAAGCAAGCACUUCCGAUCCUCCAGAGACCCUUCGGCGCCUCCUAGCCCAACCAAUCUGCGUGUCACCAACGUGACUUUGGGCGACGAAGGCACGGUGAUGGUUCGUCUCAACUGGAGCUUGCCAGAGGAGCCUGAUAUUCCCAUCCAUCACUACAAAGUGUUCUGGAGCUGGACUGUGCCCUCAAAGUCGAUGGUUCCAUCCAAGAAGAAGAGGAGAAAGACCACAAAUGGGGCUCAGAGCUGGGUGGAUCUGGAGGGUCUGCAACAAAACAGCAGUUACACUGUGGAGCUGCAGGCUGUCACAUACUGGGGACAGGUGCGCCUGAAGAGCUCCAAGGCCUCGCUCCACUUCAGUACCUCUCAGAAUAAUGAAUCAGCAAAAUCGACCCACAAGCCCAAGAAGGAGGAGAUAUCCCCUCUGAGCUCGACGUUGGCCAAACGCCCCUCUGGGCCUCUGGAAGUGGGCACACCCUUCUACCAGGAUGGUCAGCUCCAGGUCCGAGUCUACUGGAAGAAACGGGGAGACCCCACGGUGAGUCGCUACCACGUCCAGUGGAUGCCCGAGUACUGCAGCCACAAUGAGACCCGAGGCCCAGAGAAAUCCGUCACACAGGAGAACUACAUCAACCUUCCGGGUCUGCUGUUCUCCUGCAAGUACAAAGUCACCGUUCAUUUGCUAAAGUCCAAAAGACGCUCCAAGGACGAGAGCACCACCUUCUUCACCCCAUCCUGCGCUACCAUCCGGAGCAAGACCCACAAACACAUCCCCUGCCCGGGGGAGGGAGCUUCAGUCCUUCCAAAGGUUCUGGCUAAGCCAGAAAAUCUGACGGCCUCCUUCUCCAUGAAUGACGGAAACAUAACUGGCAGCUUCCUGUGGCGCGUGUCCAGGGUGGCUCCUCACCAACGGAUCACAGGCUUCCAGGUCACCUGGGCGGAGAUCAACACCGAGAGCCGGCAAAACAGUCUGCCCAACAGCAUCAUAUCCCAGUCCCAGAUCCUGCCUCCAGAUCACAAUCUGCUUGUCGUAUCUAAUUUGCGGCCGACUACAUACUACAGACUGGAGGUGCAGGUCAUAACAACUGGAGGCGAGGGACCCGCCACUGUCAAGACCUUCCAGACGCCAAAUAUACAACCACUGGCACAACACCGACCCAGACUCCGGCAGCACCACUCUCAUCACCAGAAGCCAUCAUUGGAGAAACACUGAGUUUGCGCACCGAGGCAAACCCAACCCGGCUGAGCGAAUCGCCUGUGACUCUGUUCCCGUCAGCCAGGGAAGGAAUGCGUGGAACCUCACAGAAACUCAGUUCGCCGGACCAUGAAGUGGACCACCCCACCUCCGCACUCUCUCAGCUCAUGAAAAAUGGGUCUAUCUUCUUCAGGCUCCACAAAGCAUCAGCUCCUUUUUAACCCCCACAACCCUCUCUCUCUCUUUUUUCACUUAGAUGUCACCGGAUGGGUUUGUGKGUGUGUACAGUGAAAGUUAAACUUCAAGGUUUCUUAUUUUGUGCUGCUUAGAGCACAAUCCUACCCCCCGCUUAUCCCGGCUCAUCCCAGACUUAAAAGCAAGUGAUGAAAUUUCUGGUCAAAAUARAUCCAUUAACUCAGAAAUUAGUUUUUGAUCACACUGUCGUUGUGCACAACAAAAAAAGACCUUUGAUUGGAUUUGAUAAACAUGUAGUUGAAAGCAACCUACUGGAUAGAAGGGCGAUGCCAGAGCAUUUGCUUAUUCUUGAAGAAAGAAAAAAAGUAGAACUUAAUCUAUUUAUUUUGUGCUUACCCAAUAAAGAGGCGCUUAGACAUGCAGUCUGUACUGAUGGAUAAUGUAACUAAAGUCCUUAUCGUCUAACCCAGAAUAUUUCAUGUAGUAUGUUGCAUGUAGUCCAUUUGAUUUUUGAACUGUAAAUGAAUUACUUGCUUCAAAUUGAAAGCUCGUAAUGUUUCUUUUUUUUUUUUUUGCAUGACAACUGUAAGCAUCCCGUUGGCAUGAAAUAAAAUAACGUCUAUGUGUUACCUCUUUUCAGUAUGUUAGCAAUAUUUCAUUAACAGAUUAACAAAUAAUUAUAUUGGAAGUAAUAUGUCACGUUUAUUAAUGAAAUUAUAACGUGUGGAGAUGAAUUGUACAUGUUCUUGGCUGUAGAAAUAUUUGUCUUGGAGCAGUCAGUGAAUGUUUAUAUUUAUUUAUGUGUGUGUAUUACAAUGUUUGCUUUUUUUUGUUGUGUGUGAAUGUGUUUGGAUUUUAUG
This is a messenger RNA of Poecilia reticulata (guppy), 3151 nucleotides long. It is a transcript of the gene anos1, whose product is annotated as anosmin 1. Gene Ontology annotation, cellular component: cell surface; extracellular region. Gene Ontology annotation, molecular function: protein binding; peptidase inhibitor activity. Gene Ontology annotation, biological process: neuron differentiation. The record is from RefSeq and is a predicted model, not a curated record. NCBI's taxonomy places the organism in Eukaryota, Metazoa, Chordata, Actinopteri, Cyprinodontiformes, Poeciliidae.